AUGGCGGCGGCGGCCGGGCUGGCGGCGGCCGUGGCGGCGGCUUUGGGCGCGCUGCUGAUGGCGCCCGGCCUCACGCAGCCGCACAGCGGGGGCCCGCCGGAGGGGAGCGGGCCCGGGGCGGUGGAGCGGCACCCCCCGGGGCGGAUGGACCAGGCCGUGCUGCUCGUCCGCAACGAGCUGCCCGCGCAGGGCCUCCUCCUCACCGCCCGCUCCGGCUCCUGCCACCAGUGCCUGUAUCAGUUCCUGGCGUUCGUGCCACCGAGCAACGGCAGCCUGAGAAAGCCGGGCACGGCGGAGGUAGUGGUGGAUACCCAGCAUCCCCUCACGCUGCAGCUCAACGGCUCUGUGAGUGACACGGAGCUCUGCAAGAUUCAGUAUCAUUUUGGAGAGUUUGGCAAUUAUUCCCUUGUGGUAAAGACCCUAAGUACAAGCACCAAAACUGUUUCUUGUGACCUAGUCAUCAAUGAAGGCCCUGUCAACAGCUAUCUCCCUAUUCUCUUUGCUUUCCUGGUUUACACUGGGACCCUCACUAUCCUGAUUGUCGGGCGCCUUUUGAUGAAAAUUCAUGCAGUCAGGAACUGGGUUUACAAGAAACUGAACCCCAGAGAAACCGAUCGUCUGAUUAAUUCUGAGCUCGGAUCCCCGAACACAGCAGACUCCAUUAGCAGUGAUCUCACCCCGCAUUUGUGGAGCACAGCCUCUCGGCAGCGGCUGCGUUCCCUGGACACGUUCCGAGGGCUCUCUCUUAUAAUUAUGGUGUUCGUUAACUAUGGAGGAGGAAAAUACUGGUUCUUCAAACACGAGAGUUGGAAUGGAUUAACAGUGGCAGAUCUGGUGUUUCCAUGGUUUGUGUUCAUCAUGGGGACAUCGAUAUCAUUGUCACUGAGCUCCAUGCUGAGGUGGGGAAGUUCCAAGCAGAAGCUGCUUGGGAAAAUCAUGUGGAGGAGUUUUCUGCUAAUCCUGCUGGGAAUCAUAGUUGUGAAUCCCAAUUAUUGCCUUGGACCAUUGUCAUGGGAUAAUAUUCGUAUUCCUGGGGUGCUCCAGAGGCUGGGAUUCACAUACCUUGUGGUUGCUGCUCUUGAACUCCUGUUUACAAGAGCUGGUGCUGAGAGUGGGACCUUGGAGACACUGUGUCCUGCUCUGCAGGAUAUUCUCCCCUACUGGCCACAGUGGAUUUUCAUUCUGAUGUUAGAAGCGAUUUGGCUCUGCCUGACCUUUUUGUUACCAGUGCCAGGUUGUCCCAGGGGCUAUCUAGGUCCUGGGGGCAUUGGCGACUUUGGGAACUAUCCCAACUGCACUGGAGGAGCAGCUGGUUACAUUGAUCGUUUGCUGCUUGGAGAAAAGCAUAUAUAUCAGCAUCCCUCUUCAUGUGUGAUUUACCAAACAACGAUGCCAUAUGAUCCUGAAGGCAUCCUGGGGACCAUAAAUACCAUCUUUAUGGCCUUUCUGGGACUGCAGGCAGGAAAAAUUAUCUUGUCCUACAGAGACCAGCACAAACAAAUUAUAAGUCGGUUUGCCAUAUGGAGCAUUGUAAUGGGAAUUGUUUCUGCUAUCUUAACGAAAUGCUCUAAAGAAGAUGGAUUUAUUCCCAUAAACAAGAACUUAUGGUCGCUAUCAUAUGUGACAACCACAAGCUGCUUUGCCUUCAUCCUCUUACUGCUGAUGUAUUACCUUGUGGAUGUCAAGAGACUCUGGUCAGGUGCUCCAUUUUUCUACCCAGGAAUGAACUCAAUCCUGGUCUACAUUGGACACGAAGUGUUUGAAAAUUAUUUCCCUUUUAAGUGGAAGAUGCAAGACAGUCAAUCCCAUGCAGAGCAUCUGACUCAGAACCUCACUGCCACAACUCUUUGGGUCAUAAUAUCCUAUGUACUUUACAGGAGAAGGAUAUUCUGGAAAAUCUGAUAGCAGUGGCCAAAGUGUAGCAAGCCUAGGUUCUGAUGAAGCAAGUGGAUGAGGUGUAUUAGCCUGAAACACUGCCAGUCAUGCUAGGCUGCAUUACUAAAAAGGGAUUCUAGUUCACGUUUACAGUGCCAUGGACGUUGUCAUCAAGAUUUUUACGUGACUUAAGGGACAGUAUCUUUCUGUUUAGCAAAACCUCAUUAGUUUGCUGCGGUUGCUCUUUGUUUUCUGUACUUUGUAAAUAUUUUACUGAUCUCCCUCCUUCACCUAGAGAAACUGAACGUAUUGCAGCAGUUGGGCAGUCAAGGACAGCCUGAUGGUGCUUACAAAGGGAACAGCAAGGGAUCUGGGUGGUGACUACAGAAUGACACCAUGGCAGCACUUGUGUCUAACAAGGCACCCCCUAACUCUGGUCAAGGGUUUGUAUGUACCCUUUUCACCCACUGUGCCAUGCUAGUUACCACCUCACAUUUAACUUUGCCAUCUUUUUGACUCAAACACUGGCAGCAUCUUCAGCCCCGCAGUCUACAGACAGGGAGUGCUUCAGGGCACCUCUGUGCUACAGCGUGCUGUGGAAAGCAGUGACUCAGCUGAGCAUUCCUUGUUGUCUUCUUCCAAUUUGGUCCUGGAUCCAAGCCUUAGGUUAAGGAUCCUGCUGAAGGUGCUGUCAAAGAUCUCUUCUACUGGCUUAUUAAUCAGCAUGCUGCUGCUACAGGUUUGGCGGCCCAUCGGGGCCACUGUGCUACACACCUCUAGCAUGGAUGAGGUCCAAGUUUCACGUGCUGCACUCAAAGAGUGCAGAAAGGUCAAUUCUUGUCGACCUAUAUCAUCACUUGGGUAUUACCGAAGUAUGAUCAAAGCAAUCCUCUUUAUAAGUGGAAUCAGAAAACCAGUAGUACAGGUAGAUUUCAGCCAAAAAAAGGAAUAGAUAGUAGACCAAUUCAAUGUACAGUAAUGUUUUUUUGAAACUCAGGAUUUCCACACCAGUGUUAAUAAAAAGCCUGAAAUGUC
This is a messenger RNA of Melopsittacus undulatus (budgerigar), 2910 nucleotides long. It is a transcript of the gene HGSNAT, whose product is annotated as heparan-alpha-glucosaminide N-acetyltransferase. Gene Ontology annotation, cellular component: lysosomal membrane. Gene Ontology annotation, biological process: lysosomal transport. The transcript is spliced from 17 exons. The record is from RefSeq and is a predicted model, not a curated record. NCBI's taxonomy places the organism in Eukaryota, Metazoa, Chordata, Aves, Psittaciformes, Psittaculidae. Bases 1 to 1902 code for a protein of 633 amino acids.